Molecule: messenger RNA, 1761 nt
Organism: Glycine soja
Lineage: Eukaryota; Viridiplantae; Streptophyta; Magnoliopsida; Fabales; Fabaceae
Product: 7-deoxyloganetic acid glucosyltransferase-like
Exons: 2
Coding region: 83-1528 (481 amino acids)
Molecular function (GO): UDP-glycosyltransferase activity
Source: RefSeq, a predicted model, not a curated record
AAAAUAGCAUGUAGGAUUAUUCUCAACAAAAUAUAUUUUUCCGUAAUCUGAGGUGCAACAAAGACGAUAUUAGUUGUUGAAUAUGGCAGAAGCACACGUGCUGAUCUUCCCUCUUCCAUUGCCAGGCCAUUUAGGCUCCAUGCUCAAGCUCGCCGAGCUUCUUGCCCUAGACAAUAUCCACGUCACCUUUGUCGAUACCGAGAACAUCCACAUUCGCCUCACUCGUUUCGGGGACAUUCAAGAACUCUCAGAAUGCUACCCCACGCUCCAUUUCAAGACCAUUCCCGAUUGUUACGAUGAAGAAGGCGAGCACCCUGGAUUCGGAGACCGUGUUGGGGACUUCAUUACAUCUACGGCUCAGCACGCCAAGCCCUUUUUGAGAGACAUUCUGCUGUCCCAGCACAGUCCUGGAAUUCCCAAAGUUAGUUGCAUUAUUCAGGAUGGAAUCUUCGGUGCCCUUUCCUCUGAUUUUGCUGCUGAGUUACGUAUACCACUCAUUCAUUUUCGAACCGUCAGUUCCUGUUGCUUCUGGGCUUAUUUCUGUGUUCCAAAGCUCUUAGACUGCAAAGAACUUCCCAUUAAAGGAGAAGAGGACAUGGACCGCAUAAUAAGGAAUAUGCCAGGCAUGGAAAACUUGCUUCGGUGCAGAGACCUUCCAAGUUUCUGCAGACCAAACACAGAGGGGAACUUUCUGGAGUGGGCAGUGUUCCGAACCCGACAAUCACUUGCAGCAGACGCACUCAUGCUCAACACAUUUGAGGAUCUAGAAGGCUCUGUCCUCUCCCAAAUGGGUCAGCACUUCCCCAAACUCUACACCAUUGGCCCUAUCCACCACCAUUUGAAAAUCAGAAAAGCAGAAUCCAACAAAGCAAAAGACAUUCCCACGUUUAAGAACAGUCUUUUCCAAGUGGACAGGAGCUGCAUGGCGUGGCUCGAAGCUCAGCCACAAGGGUCCGUCAUAUACGUCAGCUUCGGCAGUUCCACGAUUGUGAAAAGAGAGGACUUGAUGGAGAUUUGGCACGGUUUGGUGAACAGCAAGAAACGGUUCCUGUGGGUGAUGCGGCCUGACAUUGUGGCGGCGAAAGACAAUGAUGACCGGAUACCGGCUGAGGUGGAGGAAGGGACUAGAGAGAGGGGGCUCAUUGUGGGGUGGGCCCCGCAAGAGGAUGUGCUGGCCCACAAGGCCGUUGGUGGGUUCUUCACCCACAACGGCUGGAACUCAACCUUGGACAGUGUGGUGGCUGGGGUGCCCAUGAUUUGCUGGCCUUACUUUGCGGAUCAGCAGAUUAACAGCAGGUUUGUGAGUGAGGUUUGGAAACUUGGGUUGGACAUGAAAGAUGUGUGUGAUAGACACGUUGUGGAGAAGAUGGUUAAUGAUCUCAUGGUUCAUAGGAAGGAGGAGUUUCUUAAAUCAGCUCAAGAAAUGGCUAUGUUGGCUCACAAGAGUGUUACUCCUGGUGGUUCCUCUUACUCUAGUUUUGACGAUUUGAUUCAGUACAUAAAAUCAGCUAGCAAGGAAAAAAAUUAAUUAAUACUAGCGGAAUUGAUUAAAAUUUCUUCUAGUAAGCACGGUUCACUUCCAAUUUGGGAUCCUGAAGAUGUUUCUACACUAUUUCUUUUGUUAUACUUUCUGAUGCUUCGGUCUACCUUGGCAGCGAUGGGGCUCAAGUUGUUUUUGGACUUGUCAUUGCAGGCAAUGCAGUUAAGCACUGUUUUAGUCAAAUUAACCAAAAAAACAAAAACAACAAAAUUGUUCUUCAA